AUGCCUAGGUUUCUUUCAGGACUUUUCCCGAGCAAUUGGUGCUCGAGCGCGAGUUUCUUCCCCAAAUUCCACAACUUCCGCUGCAGAAUGGGCUGCAUUCAGGCCAAAUGCUGCCGAGCCUGCUCGCCCUCCUCCGACGGCGACAACAACGAGGAGGAAGAAUCGGGCGUCUUCUCCGGCCCGAACAACGCGCGGGGGCGCGCAUCCGACGUGUCCCUGGACGCCGUCAACAUCCCCUCCCACAAUCUCCGGCUUUCAUACGCCGCUCUCAGCCUCCGCGGCUACUACCCAGAAGCCCCAAACAAGGAGAAUCAGGACAGCUACUGCGUGAAGACUGCCGUCCAGGGAAACCCCAACGUUCACUUCUUCGGGGUUUUCGACGGGCACGGCCUCUGUGGGGCCCAGUGCUCAUCUUUUGUCAGGGACAGGCUGAUCGAGAAACUCUCUGAGAACCCUUCCUUAGCAGACGAUCCAAUCAACGCCUACAGCUCGGCGUUUCUGGCAACAAACAACGAGCUCCAUGCCAGCGAGGUAGACGACUCCAUGAGUGGCACAACUGCAAUUACAGCCCUUGUGAUCGGUGACAAACUGUAUGUGGCCAAUGUGGGAGACUCGCGGGCUGUGCUGGGAGUCAGGGAAGGGGACAGAGUUCUUGCCCAAGACUUGUCUCGAGAUCAGACCCCAUUCAGGAAUGACGAGUGUGAGAGGGUAAAGCUGUGUGGAGCUAGGGUUCUGAGUGUAGACCAGGUGGAGGGGAUAAAAGACCCAAGUGUACAGUCGUGGGGAGAUGAGGAGACUGAAGGGGCUGAUCCUCCGAGGCUGUGGGUACAGGAUGGGAUGUACCCUGGGACUGCGUUCACUAGGAGCGUGGGGGACAGUAUGGCCGAGAAGAUUGGAGUUGUUGCGGAUCCUGAGGUUUCCACUGUGAGGCUCACGGCCGAUCAUCCGUUUUUCUUGAUCGCCAGUGAUGGGGUUUUCGAGUUUCUACCCAGCCAUAAGGUCGUGGACAUGGUCAAUAAAUAUGCUGAUCCCAGGGAAGCUUGUGCUGCAAUAGCUGAUGAAUCUUACAAACUGUGGUUAGAGAACGAGAAUCGGACAGACGAUAUAACAAUCAUCAUUGUACACAUUAAACACUUGAACAAUGUAUAA
Striga hermonthica is the source of this 1149-nucleotide messenger RNA. The record is from the annotation of a GenBank genome assembly. Lineage: Eukaryota; Viridiplantae; Streptophyta; Magnoliopsida; Lamiales; Orobanchaceae.